AUGAAGUUGUGUGAUGGGAGAAGAUUGAUUGUGAUCUUUUCCUACCUUCCGGUGGUAGUGAUUGCUAGUAUCUAUCGCACUGGGUCUCAUGAGCACACGAAAGAUGACAUCAGCACAAUUUUAGAGAGAAGAGCCUAUGAGCAAGGCAGAGCUAAUGCAGAAGGUCAGAGAAUGGAUCAAUCAGAUUUAGCUAACAUUGCUCCAAAAGCGUGGCAAACUGGGAGAGGCGGACAAGUAAAGCUCUCAAGUGAAGAGAAAAAGGCAAAAAGGGCAGCAAAUGCAAAAGCGUAUCCAAAAAUGUUGACAAAUAAAGGACUUGAAGAGGCCAGGAAAACUUUAUCUGCCGAAGAAUACGAAAAGCUAGAAAAGACUUCAAAAAUUCGAAGGGAGAAACAAUCACAUGCAAGUUCAAGAUAUUAUCAUCGAAUGAGAGUACGCUUGGAUACUGGAAAGGCAACGGCUAAAGACGUAGAAAUUUUGCAGAGACAGAAAGUUUACAAUGAUCAGAGAAACACCAGGGCAAGGCAGAAAACAGCUGAAAGACGUUCGGAAGUUGAAAAAGAAGAAUUAAAGAGAGUAGCUAAAAGAAUAAAGCUUCAGAAGGAAGAAGAGAUUCAGGUAACAAACCGAGCCGUUCUUGCUCAACUAUUUCCUCCUUCCAAAACUACUACAAAAUUACAGAACACACAUACAAUGCUUACAUCAAGAACCUUGAUCCUUGUUCUAAUUCUAUCGUUCCACUUUGAUUUGCCAAUCAUAUCUGGAAGAGAUUUAGAAGGUACUCAGACCAUUGAUCUAAUCAAAAGAGCAUCUAGUGGUGAUGAACAACAGCAAAGCGCACUUCAUGCCGACCAAGAACUUAGCAAGGCAGAGAAGAUCAAGGAGCGAAAAGAGAAACGAAGAAAUAACAGAGCCAGACUGACUAAGAAAGGAUUAGAAGAGGCAAGCAAGACAUUAUCUCCCGAAGAUUUUGCAAAGUUGAAAAAAGCUGCAGAAAGACGAUCACAACUCCAGAACGGAUACUAUAGAACCUACCGAGAAAGGCGUAAGCAACGUUUUGCAACGGGAACACAAACUUUACAAGAUGAAAUACAAGUUGAAAAAGCCAGAGAAAGAGACAGAAAUAGACAAAGAGCAGGAAAACUAAUCACGAAACUUUCACUUGCACCACCAAAACCAUUUGUACGAGAAAUCGAAAUUGAAAAUGCUAACAGAGCCGCACUUGCACAAUUAGCCUUUGAUCAAGACGACAUGAUACAAGAUGCAUCAGGAUCAAAACAAGCUCCAGGUUCAGGUAGUGCGGGCGCAUUCAAGCAAAGCAAGAAACGAAAUUGGGAUGUAAAAAGACCAAUGACCGACGAGCAGAAGGAGUUUCACAAGCAAAGAGUCAAGGAGUAUAAGCGUAAUUUGUCGUUGAAAGGUCUCAAAGAAGCCAAGAAACAUGUACUCCUGAGGCGGAGAGUACGAAAGCAGAGAGUUGCAGUAGCCGAUGAUGAUCAUGGAGAAAGAGAAAAUGCAACUCAAGCUAAUUACUUUGGGUAUUUGCAAGAUGACCACAGAUCAAACAAGAUACGUGAGAUCGAGGAAAAAAAAGAAAGAAGAAGAGAAUUUGUUCGAAUUUAUAGAGCCAGUCAGACUAAGAAAGGAUUGGAAGAGGCUAGAAAGACAUUAGAACCUGAAGCUUACGCAAAGGUCAAAAAUGCUGCAGAAAGACGAUCACGGCUCCAAAAGGGAUACAGUAAAUCCUAUCGAAAAAGACGUAAACAAAGAUUUGCAAAGGAAACAGACACUCUACAAGACGCACAAUCAUCUGGAAAAUUCAAGGCUAGCAGCAAAGAAAGACAAAGAGCUAGACAAAUCAAGAAACUUCCUCUCAGGCCACCGAAACGAUCUGCACGGGAAAUCGAGAUUGAGAAUGCUAAUAAAGCCGCGCUUGGACAAUUGUCUGGACCUUCUUGGCUUUUCAAAAAGCCUACUUCUGUAGCUGCUACCGCUGCAAGUACGCAACGCAAGAAGCGAAAACCGAGAACCGAAGAGCAGAAAGAGAAAUACAGGCAAAAGUCUAAAGAAUAUAAGCGGUCGCAAUCGUUUAAAGGUCUAAAAGAGGCCAAGAAGCAUAUGACCCCUGAAGCCUAUGCAAAAUUGGAAAAGUCCGCCGAAAGAAAGAGGUUUCUUCAUAGAGGAUACAGGAAGAAGUAUCUUGAAAAACAAAAAGCACUGGGGGUCGACGCAAAACGAAAGCCUCUUUAUAGGGCUACUGCAACUGAUACUUUAACAUUGACAAAUUCUGAAUGGCAAAGCACGCUGAUAGUUCGAGGCGAUGAUGCAAGACUAAGUAAGAGGGCCUUUGAUCAAGAUGAUAACACCCAAAAUGCAUCAGAAGCGCAAAAAGCAUCACAACCAACUAAAGUAACCGGAACAGCUCAACGGAAGAAACGAAAAUGGGGUGUAAUCACACCAUUAACCGAAGAGCAGAAGCGAAUUAACAAGCAAAAGGUCAGAGAAUAUAAGCGUAAAUUGUCAUUUAAAGGUCUAAAAGAUGCUAGAAAACAGAUGACUCCUGAGGCUUACGCAAAAUUAGAGGAAUCCGCCAACAGAAGGAGGCUUCUUCAAAAAGGCUACAAGGCGAAAUUUCUCGAACGACAAGAAGAAAGGUGGUACGGGAAGGAAAAAAGUGUUUCCCCAGCCACUAAACAAUUAACCGUUUCCCCGACCACUGUCACUCCGGAGAGGAAAGCUUUGCAACGAUUAGCUAUCGAACGUGCAAAUAAAGCAGCCUUUUCUCAGCUAGGGUCGUCUUCUUUCAGGUCAAGAAUUCACAGUGCUGAUGCAAAUAAAUCUAACAACCCGAAAAUUCAAGACUCAAGUUCAGAGAAACACAGCAAACCGGUUCCGAUGGUAUUGGUCAAGAGGGCAUUCGAGCAUGAUGACAAGCUAACAGGACAAGCCAGCAAAGACCAAACUCGCUCGUCGAGCAGCUCUGGACAAGGUGCAUAUAGCCGCACACCGAUUGGAACAAAAAGAAAGCAAGAUGAUGAACCAAAACAGGGCGAUCAUUCGACGAAAAAGACGAAAUUUCCGAGCUUUUCCAGAAAAACCUUGGAAGAAGCCAAAGGCAGAUUAUCACCCAAAUCGUAUGCAAAGCUGGAAUUGAUGGCCGAAAAACGCAGAGAAAGACAAAAAAUACAAGCACGAUUAAUACGAGCAGAACGUAAAUGGCGUUUAGCCACAGGAAGAGGAACAGAUCAAGAUGUACGCACAAUGGAUAUUUUGCAGAAGCAUAGAAGGAAAGCAAAAGCUAUACGAACGGAAAUUCGUUCGAAAAAGAAGGAGGAAAAGCAAGCUGCUGAAAAAGCAAUUUACCUACGCAAACAAGAAAAAGAUGUUGAACAAACAAACCAAGCGGCACUUUUGCAGAUUACGACUGCUUUCGAGCCACAUAAACAAUCGAAUAAGGAAACGCAAAAGCACAGCAAAGAUGCACACUGUUUGCCUGCAAAAACACCGUCAAAGGAAUCUAAAGCAUCUUCAAAAGCUUUGUCAAAUGUUGAACAAUCAUCCACCGCCACUACUCAGCCGAAAGGCAGAACAUUUGGAAAAGCAAGUCGUAGUAAAAGUUAUCAGCGUUAUCGGGAGCAAUUCAGUAAAGAAUCAAUCGAAAAAAAAUCAAAAGAGUUGCAAGGAAAAGAAUUGAGUGAUUUUCUUGCAAGGGCGGAGCAUUUUCGUAAAAGAAAGAGCGCAGAGUCUAUAAAAAGCAAGAAGAAAGCUCAAAUGAGAAAAACAGAUGCAAAGCUAGCAAAAAGUAUAGAAGCUGAGAAAGCUGCAAAAGAGAAGAAAGAACAACUUGCUGCUGCGAACAAAGCCGCUUUCAGCCAGAUAUAA
This is a messenger RNA of Meira miltonrushii, 3882 nucleotides long. RefSeq lists its product as uncharacterized. The coding region runs from base 1 to 3882 and encodes 1293 amino acids. The transcript is spliced from 22 exons. The record is from RefSeq and is a predicted model, not a curated record. NCBI's taxonomy places the organism in Eukaryota, Fungi, Basidiomycota, Exobasidiomycetes, Exobasidiales, Brachybasidiaceae.